This is a messenger RNA of Xenopus tropicalis (tropical clawed frog), 2979 nucleotides long. RefSeq names its product myosin light chain kinase like (gene mylkl). The record is from RefSeq and is a predicted model, not a curated record. The coding region runs from base 107 to 2674 and encodes 855 amino acids. The transcript has 17 exons. Gene Ontology annotation, molecular function: protein serine/threonine kinase activity; protein kinase activity; kinase activity. NCBI's taxonomy places the organism in Eukaryota, Metazoa, Chordata, Amphibia, Anura, Pipidae.
GUUGUGGGCAGACAUUGGGUGUGUAGUGACAAUUCCGUCAGCUUUGGCAGAAGUCUCUUCCCUCCAGUUUCUCUGCCUCUCUGUUCAGAUAAGAGAGAACACAGCUAUGAGCUACACCAGCACCCUCAGAAUCCAGCUGGAUAAACCCCUCCUGAGGGACACAGACAGGGGAGAUUCUUGCCAGACUGAGAAUGGAACUGGGAGUCCUUACUACAAAGAACGUUUAUCAGCCAAAGAGGGAGAAGAUGAGAAAUCCAUUGGGGAGUCCAAACAACCUGGGGCUUUACACGUGCAGACAGUGAGGAAGGAAGGCAGAUGUGCAGCUGGCACACAAACAGAAAGGAGAAAAGUGACAUCGGUAGAGAUGUUUUCCAGUCGUGCAGUAACAACAUCUGACCGCUUCCUUACCCUUAUACUUGAGCUUUCUCCUCAGAAUGGCAGUGGUUUAUAUGUCCGAAGAGUAUUGCGCCCAGAUACCACCCUGACUGUGCUAUCUACUGCAAGGGAAAACAAGACUCCCAUGAGAGAGGAAAGCACUCAUGUGGGAAAAACCAACCCGAUGCCACUGUCAGCAACAACAGUUCCAAAGGAAAGUUCCUCCACUCAGCCGAGUGCUCCACCUUCGAGGUUCGAGUCUCCUUCUACCAGCAUAACACAUGGACCAGUUUCCCCAAAACGAAAACCUAACAAAACCGGGGACAGUCUUAAGAUUGUGGAUGGUGUAGACCAGAUAAAAGCACGGGUGGGGGACAAGGUAGAGCUGCACUGUGGAAUUCAAGGCACAACACCAAUAGCUGCCACCUGGCUAAGAAACAAGAAACAGGUCACAGAAGGCCCAAGAAUAUCAGUUCACACAUCUGACAUGGAGAGCCGACUGGUUAUCGACCAGGUUUGUGAGGAUGAUUCUGGCUGUUAUACACUUUAUGUACAAGACCGGACCGGAAACGUUCAGCACCACACUAGCCUCACUGUUGUAGAGCACCCCUCUCCACCCUCAGGAAAGCCACUUGUGUCAGCCACGCAACCUUCCUCUUUGACUCUCUCAUGGUCGGGGCCAUGUUAUGAUGGUGGCAGUGCUGUGGUCAGCUACUGGAUUGAAAUGAAAUGCACUAAGAAGGAGGAAGAUGGUUGGAAACUGCUCACAGACUCCUGUGUUAACACUUCCUAUCGAGUAGAAGAAGGCUUGCAACCCGGAGGCCAAUACCAGUUCCGUGUGCGAGCAGCUAAUGCCCAUGGAGUGAGUGAGCCAGGGGAGGAGUCAGACAUCGUUGCCAUGUUGUGUGCUGGCGAUGAGGAAACCGAGGGUGAAGGAUCAAAUGGAUACACUAAUGUCUCCGUCAACACAACAGAGCACUUUAAUGACUUCUACAUACAGCUGGAGAAGUUGGGAAUGGGUAAGUUUGGGCAGGUGUACAAGCUGAAGGAGAGAUCUACCGGUAAGAUCUGUGCAGGGAAGUUCUUUAAGGCACGGACUCAGAAGGAGAUACAGGGUGCACGUGUAGAGGUGGAACUGAUGAACAAACUUCACCACCCUCAACUGGUGCGCUGCUUGUCUGCUUUCCAGGAACCUGGGCGUGUGGUCAUGGUGCUGGAAUAUAUUGCAGGAGGAGAGUUGUUUGAACGUAUUGUGGCAGAUGACUUUGAGCACACGGAGGUCAUGUGUGUUGAAUACAUAUGCCAAAUUCUGAAUGGGGUGGCAUAUAUGCACCACCAGAGCAUCGUUCAUUUGGACCUCAAACCUGAGAAUAUUAUCUGCCUUAACACAGUCAGCAACCAGGUCAAAAUCAUUGACUUUGGUUUGGCAAGAGAGCUGGAUCCCCAUGUCCCAAUGAAAGUGCUACAGGGCACGGCUGAGUUUGUGGCUCCAGAGGUCAUUGCCUUUGAACCAGUUGGGUUUACUACAGACAUGUGGAGCCUUGGUGUCAUCUGUUAUAUCCUGCUAAGUGGGGACUCCCCAUUCCAGGGUAACAACGACAUGGAGACUAUGCAAAAUAUCACAUCUGCUUGUUGGGAUUUUGAUGAUGAAACGAAUGCUCUUUUGUCUGAAACAGCCAAGGACUUUGUAAAGCGACUGUUGCAGAAGAACAUGAGGUCCCGACUCACUGCAGUUCAGGCCCUGGACCACCCUUGGGUUCAGCACAAAUGUGUUUCCAAGACCAAGACCCUAUCAAAAGAACGCAUCAAGAAGUUUCUGGCAAGGCAGAAGUGGCAGAAAACGGGCAAAGCUGUGCUGGCUCUGAACCGGAUGGCGCUGCUUAGUGCCAAGUCUGACAACAAUACAACCUCAACACACACAGACGGUAGCCAUGACUGCCAGCAAGUCUCUAUGCAUCUCCAAGAGCAACUCCAGGCUGCCCCAGUCUUUUCUACUCUAUUAAAGGACCAGGUGGAGGUAGUUGGCAGCACAGCGCGUUUCCAGUGCCACAUCGAGGGAUUCCCAGACCCAGAAGUGCUGUGGUUUCAUGCUGGGAGCCCAGUUCAAGAAUGCAGACGUCUGCAGAUUGAGUAUGAAGAUACCGGUAGCUGUGCUCUCAUUAUAUCAGACGUUCUCCUGACAGAUUCUGGUGUUUACACCUGCCGAGCCUCAAACACCCAGGGGGAGAUUGAAAGCUCUGCCAAAUUAACUGUUCACUCCCUGCUGGCAGAACGGCGGGCAAAAGAAAGCACUCAAUAGGCUAUCUGGUGUGGGCAAAAUUACGGUAACAAAGCCAUGCUUGGGACCUGGAUUCUGGGGGGGUACCAAUGGGAUCAAGUAUAUCCACUGCUAAAUCCUAUAAACAUUCGGCAGUGGAUCCAAUAUACUACACAAUGCAAUAGCAAUGUCUUGUUAUGGAAUGGCCCCAACUUUUUCUUUAGCCCCUUAAACUAAUAGAAUCAGCUCUGUUUUACUGAUUGGUGAGAUUUUUUUGUCAGUGUAGGGUGCAUAGAAAAAAUGUAUUUGUAUACAGUGGGUGCUAUAAUAAACACUUUUGCACUAAA